This is a messenger RNA of Solenopsis invicta (red fire ant), 974 nucleotides long. Its product is annotated as chymotrypsin-1-like. The record is from RefSeq and is a predicted model, not a curated record. Bases 73 to 828 code for a protein of 251 amino acids. Gene Ontology annotation, molecular function: serine-type endopeptidase activity. NCBI's taxonomy places the organism in Eukaryota, Metazoa, Arthropoda, Insecta, Hymenoptera, Formicidae. Gene Ontology annotation, biological process: proteolysis. The transcript is spliced from 5 exons.
UGAGUGGCUUUAGAGCUCGAAAGACUUCUUAUUCUUCACUCAAUGUGGAUCUGAUUUGUGACGUUAAAGAUAAUGAAAUUAACUAUUUUGCUCGCUGUGGCCGUCAUCGCUCAGCAAACUUAUUGCGAUGAGCCUGAACGGAUCGUUGGUGGUGACAUAGCCACAAUCGGUCAAUUUCCGUAUCAAGUCUCCCUUCAAUCUUACAAUGAACACAUUUGUGGAGGUAGUAUUAUUAGUAGUACACACAUCCUCACUGCAGCUCAUUGCGUAGAUGACAAUUUCUACACAGAUGACAUGGUUGUCGUAAGCGGAAUCAUCAAUCUAGCAGCGAACAGCGAAAAGCACGACAUCAAAUGCAUUCGAAUACAUCCAAGCUAUACUGGUGAACAAGAGAGUGGCUGGAAGGAUGAUAUCGCUGUGAUCACUUUGAAAAAGCCAAUCAAGUUCAACGACGUGCAAGGCCCAGUUUCAUUAGCAAGUGAAGAUCAUAUUAACGGCGGUAAACGUGGCAUCGUAAGCGGAUGGGGAAAAACUAAAAUAAACGGACCGACUUCGCCAAUGCUUCAAUGGCUUAGCGUGAACGUCUUGACCCAAGAGCGCUGCUUACGUGGUCAUACAAAUCCACGCACCAACAAAAAUCAAAUAUGUACGUUGGAAAGAGUUGGAAAGGGUGCCUGCCAGGGUGAUAGUGGUGGUCCUCUCGUCGUUGAUAACGAACUCGUUGGCGUUGUCUCUUGGGUCUUUCCCUGCGCUUUGGGAAUAUCUGACGUAUAUACUAAUGUUUACAAGUAUCUCGAUUUUAUCAAAGAAUCUCAGUCAAUGUGCUAAUAAUCUGUACCUUAAUAUUAUCUCUUUUUCAAAUAUUAAUGUUCUCUAAUUUUAUAAAUAAAAUAACAUUUUAUAGAGAGCAAACUCGAAUAAAUUAUGUUACAGUUUUCAUAAUAAAAUAAAAAUUAUACUACAGUUCAACAAAA